Messenger RNA from Corvus hawaiiensis (hawaiian crow), 2307 nucleotides. RefSeq names its product protein unc-80 homolog. Lineage: Eukaryota; Metazoa; Chordata; Aves; Passeriformes; Corvidae. The transcript has 6 exons. Gene Ontology annotation, biological process: monoatomic cation homeostasis. The coding region runs from base 358 to 1113 and encodes 251 amino acids. Gene Ontology annotation, molecular function: monoatomic cation channel activity. Gene Ontology annotation, cellular component: axon; cation channel complex. The record is from RefSeq and is a predicted model, not a curated record.
CUCAGAGUUAUUAUUUUUCUCUGCUACUACUGAAUAGCAAAAGGAAACAUGGUUUUGGGGUAUUCAUUAAACCGGGGGACCACACCCAGUCUGUGUAGGGGAGUGGGGAGGAAUCUUGAGAAGCUGGGAGAGGGGAGCAGAGGCAGUUUGAUUUACUUUGUUUUCUUCCGUGUGUUCUUUGUCCUUCCUAGAAGACUAACUAGCUCAUCGCAGAAAUUAAACUCUAUGUUCAAAGAUGGGAUGUAAUACUGUUUUAAACCUGAAAUACUUGUUGAUACAAAUAACAUUGAAUGCCUUAUUCCUGGUUGACAUGGAGUGGUGAGAAAGAGCUUGUUGGGAAAUGUACAUCUUUAGAAGAUGUGGAGAGAAGUUUUGCAUUUAAACGUGGGGUUUUUUUCUAAUGAACCUAAUGUCCUCGAUGACUCCCCGAGCCUGGCCACUGAGGGCAGCCUCUCUAGGGUGGGAAGUGUGCAGAGCGAGCCAGGACAACAGAACCUCCUUCUGCAGCAGCCCCUGGGGCGGAAGAGAGGCCUACGGCAGCUUCGACGACCACUGCUGUCACGUCAGAAAACUCAAACUGAACCUCGGAGCCGUCACGGAGCUCGACUUUCAACCACGCGACGGAGCAUCCAGCCAAAGCCAAAACCUUGUGUGGAGCAGAAGCGGUCGGUGACAUUCACGGAAGUCCAGCCUGAGGCACCCCCAACCUGUGCUGUGGACCCGCCGGUACAGCAGCCGGGCUGCAGCCGCAGCAGCCCCCAGGCCACCAGCCAGCAGGAGCCCCUCAGCAAACCUGUGCUGACUUCCUCACCUGCCACCGUUGUAGCUGAUCUCCACAGCCAGAGCGAGGCACUCUCUGCUGAGAAGGAGAAGGAAAAAGAGGAGGGCUUGGAGUCCUGGCCAACAACAGCACAGAGCACCCCACCCACCCAGCUCUCUGACACCGAGGACUACAGUGGCCUCGAGACCACCAGCUUGCUGCAGCAUGGGGACACUGUCCUGCACAUCAGUGAGGACAACGGGAUGGAAAAUCCUUUGCUGGCCACUCACUUCAGCUUCACACAUGUGGAGCUCGGGGAGACGGAUGUCGAUCUAGAUGAAUCUCAUGUUUAACUCUUGGGGAAGUACAGUAGUGGGAAGAGGAAGGAAACGUGUACCUUUCCUUAGAGUUCCCUGCUAAAUAGUAACUAAUUAAAACAAGAGCACUUUAUGAUCCAAAAGCAGGAAAUAGCUAUCAGCCAGUUGCUCUAUAUAGACUGGCAAAUUUCUGUUUGUGAGAUCUAUUUCAGUUCAGGGCAGGGCCACAGGAACUGAGAAUUUGUACAGAAUUCUCAGGAGAGGGGUGUGUAGGCAAACGUGGUCCCUAGAGCCCUUAUCUGACAGCCAUCUACUGUGAUCAGCAGCCUCACUGGGUAAUGGACUGUUGGACUGUGCGAGACAGAGAACUCUCUUCUGAGACUGUGCCCAAGAUUUAAUUUUGUAGUGUUUUGGAGAGGACAGCUAUGUAGCUAAAUCCAAGGCUCUUAAACCUUGAAAACAGUGAAAACACUGACAGAAAGUACCAAUCUAAAGCUUGAUUUUCUCAAGCCUGGGACCAUUGUUUCUAACUUGCAGAGCAAUGAUAAGCACCAUAAAGCAAGUAGACUUUUUUUUUUUUGGCACUGCAGACUUCAGUUGAGUUUACUUUUGUAUGUUAGCUCCAUUCCACUCUGUAAAAUACUGCUCUUGUGCUACAGAAAUAUUUGCUCUGUAAAACUAAAUACAGUAAGCAGGAAUGCAUGUGCUAUGCACAGACACAGAUGGGCAGGGGCUGAGUGGUCUGCAGGUGGUACAAAUAGCCCACACUGUCCUGCUUUAAUGUACUGAGCUAUUCAUCUCCGCAGCUUAAAAAAACCCCUGAGAAACCACAUCCGGAAUGGGUGGACCCAAGCAACUGCUCCACUGAUGUCACUGGAUGUACUUAGAGGGAUUUAAAGUAAAUAUUUAUAUACGGUAUUUUUGUGUUCCUAUAUAUAUAAAUACAUAUGUACAUUGUAAACAAAAGAUGGAUAUUGCAGGGCAGAAACUUGAUGAAAUCUAUUUUUGGCAUGCUGAGAUUGUAUUUAAAAGCUUCCAUUUUAUGUAUAUAAUGUUCAUGGCUGCAAGUAUUAGAUAAAUGUAUGUAACACAGAAGGUGAAGGUCCCUGGAGAGGGAUCAGCUGAAGUCACAGCUGAGUUACAGGUUUUGCUGCAGCGUCAUGGAAUUACACUGAAAUGGGAAUUUAGCCAUUAGCUGCUGAUGGGCAAACUGCAAAACAGCUGUGAAAC